GUCCUCUCUACUCCAGUGGCAUGAGAGAAAACACCCCUGAUGAUGCCUAGGUGAUCUCUAAUGGCUCCCCCAAUGCCUGCAGGCCCUGGCAAGCCUCUAGCCGCUCCAUCGAAUACAGAAAAAUGUGUUCGAAUAAGCUGUCCAAUCCAUAGCUUGCGAGAUAAUCUGAAGAGAAAUAUGAAAUCCCACCAUCAUCCAUCUUACCUCAUCAAAAUGAAAAAAGGGUCAUGGAUAAUCCAGUUUUCUCUUCCAGUAUAUGGUCCUCCAUCUUGUGCAAUCAUUAUUUAACUGCUUUAGCUACCCCAUUUUUUUCCCUUCUUGACCUUCUACUACACUGCUUCGAAAACCCUGAGAAAACUUACCCUGCUUCCCUGUCCGAAUAGAAUGGCUGAAGGUGAACGGUCAGCCUUUCUUGCAGCCAAAAGGCAUGCAGUUGUAACAGGAGCAAACAAGGGAAUUGGUUUUGAGCUAUGCAGGAACCUGGCGUCAAAAGGGAUCAUGGUAGUUUUGACUUCUAGAGAUGAGAAAAGGGGACUUGAAGCUGUUGCAAAAUUGAAAGAUUCUGGUCUGUCUGCUCAUGUAGUAUUUCAUCAACUUGAUGUAACAGAUCCUUCUAGUAUUGCUUCCCUUGCAGAUUUUGUCAAAGCUAAAUUUGGGAAACUUGAUAUCUUGGUUAACAAUGCUGGGAUUUUUGGAGCGAUUCUACAUCCACAGGCUUUUGCCACAGCUACUGAACUUGCUGGUUACUUUCCAACUGAAGAGCGAGCCAAAGAGUAUGAGAUUGGAACUCAAACUUUUGAGUUGGCGGAAGAAUGCUUGAAAACCAACUACUAUGGUGCAAGAAGAAUGGUUGAAGCAUUUGUUCCCCUUCUCCAGUUAUCUGACUCACCGAGAAUUGUCAAUGUUUCCUCUAUUAUGGGGUUAUUGAAGAAUAUACCCAGUCAGUGGGCUAAGGAAGGAUUAAGUGAUGUCGAAAGUCUUACAGAGGAUCGAGUGGAUGAAGUUUUGAAGCAGUUUCUUAAAGAUUUUAAAGAAGGAUCAUUAAAAGCUAAAGGUUGGCCUACGUAUUUCUCUGCCUAUACACUCUCUAAAGCAGCAAUGAAUGCCUACACAAGGAUUCUGGCCAAGACGUACCCAAGUUUCCUUGUUAAUUCCAUUGGCCCAGGCUUUGUGAAAACUGAUAUAACUUGCAAUAUUGGGGUCCUAACUGCUGCUGAAGGAGCUGAAAAUGUUGCCAGGCUAGCACUGCUGUCAAAUGAUGGGCCUUCAGGCCUUCUUUUCAUCAGGAAGGAAGUCUCAUGUUUUUAAAGAGUAUGAUUCCUUCCAAUCUUGUAGAUGAAGAUGAAAUCUACAGUUAGCUAUGUGUAAAACAAAUUGUAGCCUUUACUGUCAUCGAGAUUCAUGUUUUAUGGCAUCGAAACCUUAAUAAUUCUGGAAAUAAAAGGAUUUUGUAGUUUAUAUAA
Messenger RNA from Theobroma cacao (cacao), 1463 nucleotides. RefSeq names its product short-chain dehydrogenase/reductase 1-like. Gene Ontology annotation, cellular component: membrane. Lineage: Eukaryota; Viridiplantae; Streptophyta; Magnoliopsida; Malvales; Malvaceae. Gene Ontology annotation, molecular function: oxidoreductase activity, acting on the CH-OH group of donors, NAD or NADP as acceptor. The record is from RefSeq and is a predicted model, not a curated record.